Acanthosepion pharaonis is the source of this 1680-nucleotide messenger RNA. The record is from the annotation of a GenBank genome assembly. Lineage: Eukaryota; Metazoa; Mollusca; Cephalopoda; Sepiida; Sepiidae.
AUGUACAUUUGUUCUGUUCACAUCUAUCUAUCUAUCUAUCUAUCUAUCUAUCUAUCUCAGUCUGUUCAUAUCUAUCUAUCUAUCUCAGUCUGUUCAUAUCUAUCUAUCCAUCUAUCUCAGUCUGUUCAUAUCUAUCUAUCUAUCUCAGUCUGUUCAUAUCUAUCUAUCCAUCUAUCUAUCUAUCUAUCUAUGCCAGUCUUAUUAUCUACUAGCAACUGCGGAAUCAUUAUAUGUGUUCAUACUCCUGGGACGGGGGAUGCCGUCUUCCGCCCAGUUAGUUUCCCCAUUUCGUUUGGCGCCAGUGAAGAAGGAUGCGAAUUUGUCUUUUGUAUCAAGUCUCUUAGUUUUUGCUCGCUGAAAUACUAUGUGAAACAAAAGAAUAUUCAUUUACGAGAUUUUCCAGAGCUUCAGUUGCAAGGGGUACUAUGUCUCCCUAGUAAUAACGAAAACAAUAGUAGCAACAGAAAAACAACAAAUCCUCGGUCAAACAGCGAUGGUAUUUUUGGAAAAUACAGGCGAAUAGCUGUUAAGGAGGAAUUUUUUGAUAUCAUAAAUGAAAUCCACACACAAAAAGGAUCUGGUGAGCAUUUCGGACCAAGGAAAACUUUCAGAGAGGUGAGAAUCAUUGACAUCCAGGAACUGCUGAACCUUUCAUCUCCUCCAAGACGCUACACCUGCCUUGUCCACUACAUUGACCUGUGGUCCAAAUACAAUGUACUGUGGCCUUUAAAAAUACGGGACAUUGAUGAACUGGCCACUGGUAUAUCAAAGAAUGUAUUUGCCUAUUUUGGCUCCCCAAAACAGAUUAUUUAUGAUGCAAGCUUUGAGGAAGCCCACCGACUUGAGGAAUCUCUGAAGAAAUGGUCAAAACAAGUGAAAGUGAGCACCGGUCUGCAGGAACCAUUAGCCUCAUCAGGUCCUGUCCACUGGAAGAUUGUGGAUAAAUUAAAAGAACUUCUUGCUGAGUCUUGGGAAGAACAGCUAGGCAAAUUGCAGUAUCUCUCAACUGAGCACAAUGUAGAUUCUGUAAACAACAUCUCAUAUUCUUUGAUCCAAAAUUCAACUCCUGUCAUUUCUGACAUCUGUCACAUUAAUUUAAAUGAGACAGACACAAAUACACUGCCCUCUAAUCCACCAGACCCUGCAACUACUAUCAAUAUUGUAAAUGGUAACACUGCUUCUCUGACCAACACUGCCUCUAGUCCAUCUUUAGAUAAGACAACCACUCGUGAUUCAUCUGGCGACAACUGUCUGGACACCUCUAAUGAAGUUCCCCCUUACCAAAUGUUUCAUGGUUUUGUGCCAACCACUCCUGAUGUGUGCCAAAUUGAUUUGACAGAACAUGAAUCAGCUGCACCAAAUGCAUUGCCUGCUUUGAGUCAGUCUUCCACUAACCAUCUAAAUCCAGUUCCGAUUGCUUGUACUAUUAACAGAGCAGCAUUGGCUGCAAACAAGUCACAGACUAUGUUGGCUGUUGAUGAAACCAUUAAUCAUAAUUUUGCACCUCCUCCUCACCUCAGGCAACAACAGCCAUUUACCAAUGAAGGCUUUCCAAAUGAAUCAACCAACCUUCACAAAUUCGAAUUCCACUCAGAACUUACCUGCCUGCAAAAUGGAACCAAUGACUUGACAAAAAUCUCAUUUAGAACAUUUAAUUGGAAGCAAUAUACAAAAGAAUGA